Molecule: messenger RNA, 1068 nt
Organism: Morone saxatilis (striped sea-bass)
Lineage: Eukaryota; Metazoa; Chordata; Actinopteri; Moronidae
Gene: sarnp
Product: SAP domain containing ribonucleoprotein
Biological process (GO): poly(A)+ mRNA export from nucleus
Cellular component (GO): nucleus
Source: RefSeq, a predicted model, not a curated record
AGGACGAUGUGGACGUGGACGACGUGCUGGCAGAGGAUACAGAGGACUUCACUAAAGUCGAGACUGUCAACGAUGUAAAAGUCGACAAGGAUUCUGAGUCUGCCACUGAGGGCGAGACGCCUACUGAGAAGAAGGUGGUGAAAAUAACUCCUCCGGCGUCUGCCACUGAAAGACUACAGAAGAGAGCUGAACGUUUCAACCUGCCGGCAACAGCUGAAAGCAAAAAGGCCAUACGUGCAGCGAGGUUUGGGUCAGCGGCCGAAGCUACCUCCCCCUCUCCAGGUGUCGUUGCAAACAGUAAAGCUCCUGUGAACGUCGAUCAGCUGAAGAAGAGAGCAGAAAGAUUUGGCAUGAACGUUUCAUCCGUUUCACAAAAGAUCGAAGAGGAUGAAAAGCUGAAAAAGAGGAAGGAGCGGUUCGGGGCGUUAAGUGCAGGUUCAGUCGGUUCAGUCGGUUCAGCCGAUGUCGAGGCGAAGAAACUGAAGCGCGCUGAACGAUUUGGAAAUGUGUGAAUGAUGUUUUAGACCGUUAUUGUUGUUUUUUUUCUUCUGUUUUUUUUUUUUUGUUCUUUUGGUAAAACAUUUUCAUGGCUGCACAACAGAGACAACAACUGUCGAUUAAAAGGAUUCCUGAAAAAUCUAAAGUAUCAUUAAAUACAAAGAGAAAUAGGCGAGUGAGAUCAGUUAUUUUAAUUCACGCAACCAGGAACUAAAAACCAACCUGCGUCUAAAAAUGUCUCAUUAUCAUAAAUACAACAAGGGAAAUUAGAAAUAUAAAAUGUAUAAAAUCAAGUUGAACAACAGAAAUAUUUUGGCAUUUUAAAAAAAAAGUAAAUCUUGUAUUUGUUAAUUGGAAUUAAUGCAAUUAAACAUUUUGUAAUAAUCCAUUUAAAUGAUUAAACUGACCUAUUUGUAUUUACUGUGUGUAUAUUGUACUUUUGAUUUAUCAGAUCGGCCUGUUAUUUUGUUUUUUUGGUGGGGGGGGAUAUCAUUGGUACACUGAUUCAGUUAUCUGUCCAUUUUAUAACCUUUUUGUGAUUUAAAAUAAAUCGUUUUCAAUUUUUUGCUA